Rhodofomes roseus is the source of this 1389-nucleotide messenger RNA. RefSeq lists its product as uncharacterized. NCBI's taxonomy places the organism in Eukaryota, Fungi, Basidiomycota, Agaricomycetes, Polyporales, Fomitopsidaceae. The coding region runs from base 1 to 1389 and encodes 462 amino acids. The record is from RefSeq and is a predicted model, not a curated record. The transcript has a single exon.
AUGCAACCAUUGCAACGUUUCACGCGUUGGCUUGCUGCAAGCCUGAGCCCCUCCCCCCUGCCAGAAUCAUCGGAGGGGAUCGAGGGAAAGCUGUCAGAGGAUUCGCAGAGAAAUGAGGAGACGCCUGCAUCUACCGUGAGUGGAACGCCACAUAUCUCAUCAGAAGUCGUGUGUCCUCAAGGCUGUUGCAAGUCCACAAGCGCCGCAGAGCGGCCACAGAACACGCACACAAAACGUGCAAAAGUCUGGUCCGAUGAGCAAGUACAGCAGAACGCUGCUGUCCUUGCUGAGAUGGGGAUAAAGACGCGAGACUUCGCGUACGAGAGCAAGCUCCCGCCGAUACGAUCUGUGCCGUAUGUGCCAGUUCAGGUUGUACGGCCACGCGCAAGUCCGCUGAAGCGGAAGCGCGAAGUGGACGAGGGUCCUUGGGAGGAGUACGAGGGCAAGACGUACUACUUUGACACGGAGAAUGGGGGGACCACGGUUGGCUUGCGCCCCAGGAAGAAACCAAAGCUGGUGGAACGCACGCCCACGGAACCAGCGGACGUCGAGGAGCCUCCUCUCGCCGGCCCUUCUUCAAGGCCAGUACGAACGUACGGCGUCGCCGACCUCUCGCCCUUCCUUGGUCGUCGUCGACCACAAUUCCCGAACUCCGCGCAACCGUCGACGCCUCCCCGCCGCUUGCCCCCGCCGACGAGCGCUCCGCACGCCGGGCCCUCGCAGACAGCGGGAGACGCGUCCCCCUCUCAGGGGGAGUCCCAGGGCACGUCCCAGGACACGGACGCAUGGAUCCCCACGCCGCUCGUAACGCCGCAGGGGUCUCUGCACCACGGGGUUGAGGUCGAGGACAGCAGCGCCCUCCCAGCGUCGCAGCUCGACACCCCGUCCCGCCUCCCCGUCCCCGAGGCAAUGUCACUGUCGCAGCUCGGGUUCUCGCCCGACAGGUCGCCAGGGAGCGACGCGACGUACCGCGGCUCGUCGCCGUCCCCCAUCCGCGCGUUGACGUACUCGCCGACAUCGGGGACGCCCAGCGGCUCCUCCCAGCCUCCCCCCUCGCCGUCCCCCGCUCGGCGGCGCCGCGCGCCCGCCGCGGCCACUGCGCGCGGGUCGACGCGCAAGACCCGCCAGCGAGACGUCCCCGAGCCGGCCCCUGCCACACGCUCGCCGCGGUACAACCUCCGCGAGAGGACCGCACCCGUGCGCGGGAUGGCCAACGCCAAGGCUCGCGUCGCGCGUGCGAUGUCCUCGCACCAGGAGCCCGUCGGCAAGGGCGCGUCGUCACCGACGAAGGGCAAGGCGUCGCUCUCCUCCCCGUCCAAGCGAGCGCCGAAAGUCUCCCCGCCAAAAAGGACGACGAGGAAGACGGCGAAGCAGACGGUGCUCGCGUAG